Messenger RNA from Halichondria panicea, 1828 nucleotides. RefSeq lists its product as uncharacterized. Gene Ontology annotation, molecular function: hydrolase activity. The transcript has 2 exons. The coding region runs from base 165 to 1703 and encodes 512 amino acids. The record is from RefSeq and is a predicted model, not a curated record. NCBI's taxonomy places the organism in Eukaryota, Metazoa, Porifera, Demospongiae, Suberitida, Halichondriidae.
CAGUGUAUGCACGGCUCAUACUGUACUAGAUACUAAGUGGAUUCAUAGCCAUCUGAUACAUGGCAUGCUGUAUUGUGUAACUAUCACAUAAGAUCAGACUGCAAAGGUCAAAGCAGCCACAGCAGCUUGGAGAAAAGAAGAGAGCACAUUGCAAAGCAUACAAGAUGUCUACCGCCCUCCUCCUGUUGGCACUACUAGGAGCAACCUGUUAUGCAGACGAUGUCAUCCUCAAACCCACCACCACAGGUCCAGUGGAGAUCGCUCUGGUCAUGAUCCAAGGAGCUCAAAUACCUGCCGAGCGCUACACACCACUAGCUCAAGCCCUGCAAGCUGCAGCUCACUUCCCCGUGUGGGUAGGCAUCCCUGACUUCCCUCUGAACACUCCAGAGCCCCUCGUUAUCGGAGGUGGGAUUAGCAGAGUCUUGCAGUCCAUGCAAGAACAGGGAAUGAAUAAAACAGCUAAACAGUUUUUCACUGGACACUCGUUAGGUGGUAUAAUGCUUCAGGACUACCUCGUUAGUGACCCCUCAGGAGCUAUGGGCCAAGUUCUAAUGGGAUCGUUUCUUCAACGGAAAUAUCGAAAACAAACCUUUGCAAUUCCGACGAUGACCAUCGGUGGUGAAUUGGACGGGCUGUGUCAUGUGACUAGAAUUAUGGAAGAGUUUUACCACAGGAUAAUACAUGCGACUGACAGAGAUAGUGCUAACAAUAAUUUCCCUGUGGUUGUCGUACAUGGAGUAUCACACUUGCAGUUUGCGUCCGGAGAUCCUCCAGAGCUUGUAAAACUGAGAGAUUUGAAGCCUGAGAUUUCCGAGGAGCAAGCGCACAAGAACAUAGCGCUGUUAGUAUCAGCAUUUAUAUCUACGAAGCUAGGAGAUGCAGCUGCAUUUCAGUAUGUAUCGAGUGCGGUUGUGGCUACAGACACCUUCAUGAAACCCCUCAUAGCUGCGUAUGAACUGGAGGGGUCCUACUAUUUCAAGCCACCUUGUUAUCAGGACGAGACUGUUUCUUGCACGCUAGGCUCUCCUUGGAGCGAGCGUGCUCAACAGACCAUGGGAGGUCUGCCUGAGGGCAGUGUGAACGACACUGAUGUUUUCCAUCCUGUGUAUCAGAUAAAUCCAGUCCAUCUUCCUCACGUCCUCAACACAACCAGCUGCAGUACACCCGGCAAGCUCUGUGUGGUGAAUAUGACUACAGUCAGUCAGAAUGUAUAUGAUGAAUUAGACACGCUUAUCGAUGCCGGUUUCGUUGCUACGUCUGCUAAUGAAAUGAGAGUCAAACUAAAGUCUCGACAAGUUGUCUACGAGGCUGGUGGCUAUAAGAACGUUGACUUCAACAAGACCGAUGGCUCCUCAAUAUGCAAAGACAUUAACCAAGAAGCUUACAACUGGGCUAUACAGAAUGCUAAUUUCACUACCCUAAAACGAUUCGAGAAGUACGGUGUUGCGAUGGUGAUGGGUGAAGACAAGGGACCCUAUAAUGUUGGUCCAGUGUGGAUAUGGGACCCACUCUCUUACUCGAAGACUAAGACAUCAUUUGGUAUAGAUGUGAUUGAGGUUCAAUCAGUCAUGAUGCGCACACCUAGUGAUUACGGCAUCAAGGCCGCUGCUGGCAUGCACUACUGUAAGCUGUUGUCUCCUGCCAGAGCUAUGGAGUGGAUGUACGUGGAUGCACUGAGAGAGCAUUACGGAAUCAACAACUGAUCAUAACUGUACAUGCAUGUACUGAUAUUGCUACUCUAUACAUAUGCCAUGCUUGUAGUAUAAUGCCCUGCACUUUAAUUUAUUAAGUAACUGUUACAAUUCGUUGGAUAAUAAUUUAUACGCAA